AAAAGGAAACCAUCCUAUUUCAAACCUCAUCCUCAACACCCAACCUCCAAGAAGAAGCCCAGACCAUCCCCUUCUCUUUCUCGAAUUUUAAAUCCCCCCUUCCCGAAAAUGUUCUCUCUAUCUCGGAGGGCUCUCGGGAGGCGUCUCGCCUGGAAUUCGUCAGCGAGACUGAUCUCCCCUCCCCCCUUCACUGGACUCGCGGUCCGAUACCUGGCAGCCGAACCUAUGCCUACCAAGCCUCAAAAUACUUCCAUUUCCCAGUCCGGCUUUAAUGAUGCCCCGGAAACUCUUCUUGACUCGGGCGAGAAAGUUGAUUGGGCUAGAUCUUUCCACGGAUUGUCGACGGAACCCUUCUCCAAGGAAGCAGCCGAUGUUUUGCUUGCUCCUGUUAACCCUGAGGAUGUUGAAAUCAAACCCGAUGGAAUCAUCUAUCUUCCCGAGAUCAAGUAUCGCAGAAUCCUCAAUAAGGCUUUUGGCCCUGGUGGUUGGGGUCUAGCGCCCAGGGGUGAAACCAUUGUGACUGAGAAGACAGUUACUAGAGAAUAUGCUCUUGUUUGCAACGGCCGCCUUGUGUCUGUUGCUCGUGGCGAACAAGACUACUUUGACCCGAGCGGCAUCCCCACUGCAACUGAAGGCUGCAAAUCAAAUGCCUUGAUGCGCACUUGCAAGGAUCUCGGAAUUGUCAGUGAGCUCUGGGAUCCACGCUUUAUCAGGAACUACAAGAAAAAGUACUGCGAGGAGAAGUUUGUUGAGCAUGCCGUAACGAAGAGGAAAUCGAAGCGCUGGAUCAAAAAGGGAGAAACAAUUGAUUACCCCUUCAAGGUUUCUUCUUUCGGUUAGAGAAUUUGAUCCUUUUCCGUUUGUCUCUUUUACAUAUGAUCUGGCUACACCAACGAGCAAUUGAGAAUCCAGGGAUCGGGUAUGAAAAUCAUGUAUACUAGCGCUUCCUCUCCACUUGUGCCGAUCAAUUUCAUUUUCAUAUUAUUCACAAA
Messenger RNA from Tuber melanosporum (Perigord truffle), 992 nucleotides. RefSeq lists its product as uncharacterized. Gene Ontology annotation, molecular function: single-stranded DNA binding. The record is from RefSeq and is a predicted model, not a curated record. Lineage: Eukaryota; Fungi; Ascomycota; Pezizomycetes; Pezizales; Tuberaceae. The transcript is spliced from 3 exons. Gene Ontology annotation, cellular component: mitochondrial chromosome; mitochondrial nucleoid. Bases 109 to 840 code for a protein of 243 amino acids. Gene Ontology annotation, biological process: recombinational repair; interstrand cross-link repair.